This is a messenger RNA of Penicillium cinerascens, 567 nucleotides long. RefSeq lists its product as uncharacterized. NCBI's taxonomy places the organism in Eukaryota, Fungi, Ascomycota, Eurotiomycetes, Eurotiales, Aspergillaceae. The record is from RefSeq and is a predicted model, not a curated record. The transcript has a single exon. The coding region runs from base 1 to 567 and encodes 188 amino acids.
AUGUCUGACCUGCGCUCCGAGCUCCAGUCCAGCCUCAGCGGACUGGACAUUAGCAAAAAAGGGCCGUUGCAGGACAUCACUCGCCCGAACAUGAAAACCACCGCCCCCGCGAAGCCCAAGAAGGCGAAGAAGCCCGUCCUGGACUCGUGGGAUGACGAGACGGAGUCUUCGGGCGACGAACCCACACCUCUGCAAGACGGUGCAUCCUCCUCAACCUUCCUUUCUCCCACCAUCAGCGCGGAGGGUCCUCUAGAUCCCCCGCCGACGCCCAUCUCGCCACAGACGUCGCAGCCAUGGGGUGCCGCGACAUCGGCGCCCACGUCGGAGCCCCCGUCGGCCUCUUCGCAGGGUGAUCCUGCUCGCCGGCCAGAGAAGCAGACUGCUGUUGCUGGCCGGCUGAUUGCCGGUGCGUUGGGGAUCCGGGCACCCAAGCGUACUGAGGAGCAGCGCGCUUAUGACCGUGCUACCAAGGAGCAAGAGAUCAAGCGCCGCAAUCGGGAGCGCGAGGAUCAGGCCAAGGCUAAGGAGGAAGAAGAGCGGGCGAAGGCUUCUGUGUGGACUGAUUAA